Perca flavescens (yellow perch) is the source of this 1988-nucleotide messenger RNA. Its product is annotated as stonustoxin subunit beta-like. Bases 738 to 1466 code for a protein of 242 amino acids. The transcript is spliced from 5 exons. Gene Ontology annotation, molecular function: protein binding. The record is from RefSeq and is a predicted model, not a curated record. NCBI's taxonomy places the organism in Eukaryota, Metazoa, Chordata, Actinopteri, Perciformes, Percidae.
UGAGUGUUCAGGAGUUUCUGGUUGCUCUUCAUGUCCAUCUGACCUUCAUCAACUCUGGAGUCAACCUGCUGGCAGGAGAACAAACAACAUCAACAUGUUUCUACCAGAGUGCUGUGAACAAGGAUUUACAGAGUCCAAAUGGACACCUGGACUUGUUCCUCCGCUUGCUCCUGGGUCUUUCACUGGAGACCAAUCAGACUCUCCUACGAGGUCUGCUGACACAGACAGGAAGUAGCUCACAGACCAAUCAGGAAACCGUCAAGUACAUCAAGGAGAAGAUCCAGGAGAAUCUGUCUGCAGAGAGAAGCAUCAAUCUGUUCCACUGUCUGAAUGAACUAAAUGAUCAUUCUCUUGAGGAGGAGAUCCAAUAGUCCCUGAGUUCAGGAAGUCUCUCCACAGAUGAACUGUCUCCUGCUCAGUGGUCAGCUCUGGUCUUCAUCUUACUGUCAUCAGAAAAAGAUCUGGAUGUGUUUGACUUGAAGAAAUACUCUGCUUCAGAGGACGCUCUUCUGAGGCUGCUGCCAGUGGUCAAAGCCUCCAACAAAGCUCUGCUAAGUGGUUGUAACCUAUCAGAGAGAAGCUGUGAAGCUCUGGCCCCAGUUCUCUCUUCCCAGUCAUCUAAUCUGAGAGAGCUGGAUCUGAGUAACAACAACCUGCAGGAUUCAAGAGUGAAGCUCCUCUUUGCCGGACUGUGGAGUUCACACUGCACACUGGAAGGUCUCAGAUUGUCAGGCUGUAUGAUCUCAGAGGAAGGCUGUUCUUCUCUGGCCUCAUCUCUGAGCUCCAACCCGUCCCAUCUGAGAAAGCUGGACCUGAGCUACAAUCAUCCAGGAGACUCAGGAGUGAAGCUGCUGUCAGCUGGAUUAGAAGAUCCACAUUGGAGCCUGGACACUCUCAGAUUAUACCCGGGGGGAGUCCAAUGGUUGAAACCAGAUCUCCGGAAAUAUGCCACUGACCUCAAACUGGACCCAAAUACAGCACACAGAUAUCUCUUCCUUUUUGACAACAACACAAAGGUCAUAGCGUUGACUGAGCCACAGCAAUAUUCUGAUCAUCCAGAAAGAUAUGACGUCUGGCCCCAGCUGUGGUGUAGAAAUGGCCUGACUGGUCGCUGUUACUGGGAGGUUGAAUGGGAUACUGAGGUUAAUAUAGCAGUGACUUACAAAGAUAAUGAUGACUGUUUGUUUGGAGGGAACAAGCACUCUUGGAGUUUGUACUGCUGUCAAGAUGUUUACUAUGCUUGGCACAAUAAAAGCAGCAUAACCAUAAAUCCUCCUCCCACCUCGUCCGAGAACAGAGUGGGAGUGUAUCUGGACUGGCCUGCUGGCACUCUGUCCUUCUACAGUGUCUCAUCUGACAAACUGAUCCACCUCCACACCCUCUACACCACGGUUACUGACCUACUCUACCCAGGGUUUGGGUUCUGUGUGGGGCCAGGCUCCUCAUGGUCUCUGUGUGAGCUGUAAACCAGCAGCCAGUGCUGAAGAAAGACAACUGCUGUCAAGCUACAGUAGUUGAAACUGUGCAGGAUCACAUGCACACAUGGACAAAUUGUGAACACGUUUCAGUAAGAGACUAAACAAAUAUGCAAAAAAUUGGAAGUUGAAUUAUGUUAACAAUGUUGCGUUAAAAGCUGCUCAAAUCAAUACUGUAUUUUAUAUUAAUAACAAUUGUUUAAAACUAAAACUUGUAAUGUAAAAUAACUUGACUUAUUGUGAUGAAGCCAAAUAGAAACAUCAUUGGACUCUGCAGCGUUUUAGUGCCGUUAUGUGGACUGUUCUAUUGUUCCUACCCUGCAUGAGCAGGACCUGCAGUCAUCCAGGACAGAUCCACUGCCCUGUAUAAAACAAACUAAAUUUGCAGUGGUCAAAGAAUUAUCUACUACCCCAAAAUAUGAAGCAACAAUUACAUUUGCUCUCACCACAGAUGGAUGAACCUCCAGAGCUACAGUACAGAGAUCAACUUAACUGUUCAACUUGAAAAAUAGA